Messenger RNA from Didymosphaeria variabile, 1299 nucleotides. RefSeq lists its product as uncharacterized. Bases 1 to 1299 code for a protein of 432 amino acids. The transcript has 2 exons. The record is from RefSeq and is a predicted model, not a curated record. Lineage: Eukaryota; Fungi; Ascomycota; Dothideomycetes; Pleosporales; Didymosphaeriaceae.
AUGAAGCCGUUACCGUCAAAACCUUCCGAUGUAAUAUUCGUUCAGCAGUCGCAUGGUGGGAAUUCUACUGGAUUGGUUGUAGGUUUUUCCUUCAUUACUUGUCCGACCAGUCUGACUUAUCAGUGGCGAAAGAAAGUUGGUGAACAUGACAAUGCCACACGCUACCGAGGUGAACGCGACGCUUUGAAAGACAAAGUUAAAGAUCUCGAGUCCAAACUAAAUCGGCAGCAACAAAAUUAUUACGAACUCAAAGAGGAUUUGGAACAGUACCAGCGGACAAUGGAACAAGCGGAAAUUGACUGGACAACACAAAACAAUGGGCUCAAAGAGACCAUUCAAGAUCUCAGUUACCAGUUGCAUUACGAGCAACAGAAAGUGGUAUCGGUCAAACAGUCCGCGAACCAGAUACAACUAGCGAAAGAUACAAACGUGAUAAUUUUUGCAACGCAGGAGAUGGAUGCAGCUAUCCGCCAAAAGAUCGGCGCUCUAUUGCAAGAUAUACGCACGUGGUCAGGAAAAUUCUCUUGUGAUACCGGACGCAUGCCUGACUUUAAGUCGACCAAAUUUCCAGAGUACCGCCGUGUGGUUCCAUCAUGCAACAGCCAUGCCGAUCUUGUUCACUUCAUGAACAAAUACCAGAACGACAAAGGCCUGGACGAGAAACGCCGCGACAAGAUGGACAAGAAGUUUAAACGCCGUUUCAUACGAGGGUGGGCAUCAUUUGUGAUGGUCGAAAGCUGCUUUUGUCCCUCAGAUAGCUGGCUCCGCAGUGCAGAUGCGCAAGCUUUCCACCACAUCGAAAGACUUCUUUCUGGGGCGGAUCCUACCCGGAAAGGGGCGUCGGAUCGCGCGUUCCACGAUUGGAAGGCUCUAACGGCCUAUCUCCUCUCAACUGUAACACCACAAGCCACUCAAGGAGAGGACAUGGGUAAGGUAGCCACGGACGCUGCGAUUGAUGUUAUAAAUCUCCUUCACCCAUGGGCCAAAUCAUCGCUCCCCGAGUCGUUAGAACAGCAACUUGUUGGUAUCUAUCAGGAAGCGCUCCAAUUGUCACGUCUUUUGCGUACUCAACGGGCUCAUUGGGAACUGAAUUUUCCAACAGGAGACGCAAGUGCCUUACCUUACGACAUGAUCAGCAUGGAAGACGAUGAUGAUGAAGACAUUGACGUCGUGUCUCCGAACAGAAUGGUUGAAAUGGUGAUCGAGCCUGCUCUGAGCAAGAGAGGGACGAUGGACGGGACCAAAUUCGAAGCUGGUCCCCAUGUUACGAUGAAGGCGAAGGUUUGUCUGGAAUCUUGA